Messenger RNA from Struthio camelus australis, 1630 nucleotides. It is a transcript of the gene TESPA1, whose product is annotated as thymocyte expressed, positive selection associated 1. The record is from RefSeq and is a predicted model, not a curated record. Gene Ontology annotation, molecular function: signaling receptor binding. Lineage: Eukaryota; Metazoa; Chordata; Aves; Struthioniformes; Struthionidae.
GUUUCGGUUCGACCUAGCUGAUAUUGAGAGCUUGGAAGGGAUCACCAGUGAGAGGCCUGUGGGAACAUCACAGCACCGGCGUGGAGCAGAGGGAUCUUCCCCAGCAUCUCCAUCCCUACAGUUGGCUCAGAGUGUCCCCACAUGUCCCCAGCAUGGCAGUGAGCCUGCCCCACUGGGCUGCAGAGGGGAGCAGACAUCGCCACCAAGGCCAGCCCCACCAGGGACACCGAGUGGCACCAAAGAGGGACAUCUGGAGUGGCCCUGUCCCCAUUGCCAGAGGAGGAGUGACAGUUCUACGGCAAUAGCUCCUUCAUGGGCUCAGGAGGCUGAGGCUGCUCCUUGCCCCUUGGGAGCAGGAAGGGUUGUCACAGAGGAAAACCAGAUGGACCCUGCAGCCCCAUGGGCAAGUGCCACCUUGUCUCCAAGGCCAGGCUGCACAGUCAUCCAUGCUAGCUGGAUGUGCGUCACCCCUGAUCUGUCAGAGGGGCUGGGAACCGAAGGAGACUCUGGCUUUGGCUCUGGCUCCUGGGGGACCUCACCCCAGAUGAAGGCAGGGUCCCAGUGGUGCCCUCCACGUUCCCCAGGCAAGCCCCCGGACCUCUGUGGAGCAUGUUCCCCUUGGUCAGACAAGCCGAGACCUGGAGGCAGACGGGGUCAAUGGAGCAGGGGACGGUCCCGUGCAUGUGACCCAAGUGACACUGGGUGGAAGGAGGAUGAAGUGCCACGGCUGCAGGCUCCAGUGUCGGGGGGCCUGUCGCCCCUCUGUCCCAGCUGGGCAGAGACACGCUCCCGUGAGGCUGUGGACUCGUUCGAGAUGGAAGAGCCCCUGUCCUGGUACAGCUCCUCACCGAGCCCUGGUGUGUCUCACCUGAAGGUGCUGAGUGCCAGCGAGGAUGACAGUGACGCCCACGAGGAAGCAGGUUGUUCCCUCACUCCUUCCAUGAGGAUCCGGAGAAGUUUUAUGCUGCAUGCCAACAGCGGCCGGUCCGACAGCAGUGGUUUCGUGGAGGAGCUGGUGCCCAGCCAGCUGCCCGUAGCCCAGCUCCACGGCACGUCCUGCCCUCCGCUCCCCGAGUCGGCAGCGGAUCCGCGUGGGACAGACUGGAUGCUGUAAGGCCAAGGUGCCCCUUCGGACUCAGAUGGCACUGGCCCCAACUCCAGCACCACUAGGAGCCAUAGAUGGGUCUGAUCCUGCUGCAAGAAGGAUCCUAUCACUGCAUUUCAAACACAGAGACGAUCCCUACGAGGCAGGCAGCCAGGGGCUGAACACAGUGUAUACACGUGUGUGUGUGUGUGUGCGCAUGUGUGUGUGUACGCACGUGUGUGUGUGUGUGUAGAUGCACCUUUUUAUGUGUCUGACACAGACCUUUUGACUCAGGACUUUUGCUCAAAUGGCACAAGCAUCCCUCCUCCUCCCAGCCUGCCAGAUGGCACAGGGCCACGGCUCCGUGGGUGCCGAGGUGGGACAGGGCGCCUUGGCCGAGGCUGGCAUUGCCUUCAGCUGGCACAGCUGUGGCAUGUCCUUGGCAGGAGAGGAAAGGAGUGGGGAUGUCUCCCCUGCCCUGUUUUUCAGGGCCUCACUAGCACUUUGGAAACAGUUUGUUACACAUGCUGUACCGCUUGUAACACU